Messenger RNA from Anarrhichthys ocellatus (wolf-eel), 816 nucleotides. RefSeq names its product low choriolytic enzyme-like. Gene Ontology annotation, molecular function: zinc ion binding; metalloendopeptidase activity. Gene Ontology annotation, biological process: proteolysis. Lineage: Eukaryota; Metazoa; Chordata; Actinopteri; Perciformes; Anarhichadidae. The record is from RefSeq and is a predicted model, not a curated record.
AUGAUCAGAGCCGAUGACCCCAUCCUGACCGGAGGAGACAUCGCCAUCGACAGCGAGGCCGAGAAAAACGCCGACCCCUGCACCAGCCGAGGCUGCAAGUGGGGCAAAUUCACUGACGGGAAGGUCUACAUUCCUUAUUACCUCACCAACCACUUCUCCUCCCGUGAGAAGGCCAUCAUCACCCGUGGACUGGAGUCCUUCUCUUCCUUCUCCUGCAUCCGCUUCAGGCCCUCCACAAGCAGCGACCGUGACUGGCUGAGCAUCGAGUCCCAGAACGGCUGCUACUCCUUCAUCGGCCGUCGUGGAGGGAAGCAGGUCGUGUAUUUGGCCCGUAGCGGAUGCCUCUACCACGGCACCAUCCAGCACGAGCUGCUCCACGCUCUGGGCUUCAACCACGAACAGACCCGCUCCGACAGGGACAACCACAUCAGAGUCAUGCUGCAGAACGUUCAGUCUGGAAUGGAGCACAACUUCAGGAAGAUCGACCAGGGCACUCCCUACGACUACGGCUCUGUCAUGCAGUACCACAAGACCGCCUUCUCCAAGAACAACCAGCCCACCAUGGUCCCCAUCCCCAACUCCAACGUGUCCUUCGGCAACGCCAAGGAGAUGAGCUGCAACGACAUCGCCAGACUCAACACGCUCUACAGCUGCUGAGUGUCCACAUGAACACACUAAGAAGCCCGCUCAGAUGUCCUGACAGGACGCAGCAGAGGGACGACUGUCUCCUGGUGCUCUCUGAACAGCAGCAGCUGCAGACCUGAACUCAUCUGCACAACAGUCAAUGAUCCGACUAUAAAGAUACUUUGACUGGAA